AUUUAUUGUUGUGUGUUGCGAAGCAUCAUCCAAUCGAAGAGAAGACGAAGAAGUGUUGUUGAAAGAGAGAUGAGUUCGUCUACACCUCUGAGACUCCUUCUCCCUCUUACACCUUCUUCAUUGCUUUCUCUUUCACCGCUCAGAUCGCUAAACCCUAAUUUCAAUUGCCGCUCCUCUUCUUCUACUACUACAUCGUGUUCUUCUUCCCAGUGUCAGCUUUUUUCUAGUCGGAGACAGCGUCGAUUCAGAUGUCUUCCCAUGUGCUUUCCCAACGGCCAAGACAACGCAGAUGAUCUUGUUACAUGUGGGCUUGAAUCAGAUGAAGAUUCCGGGCUCCGGAUUCCAACUCAGGCUCAGGCUAUCGUUGAAGGUUCUGGUUCAGUUGCUGUCUCGGAGCUUAAACCCGCCGCUGAUGUAGAUUACAUACAAGAGCUAUUGGCGAUACAGCAACAAGGGCCUAGAUCAAUUGGCUUCUUUGGUACAAGGAACAUGGGUUUCAUGCAUCAAGAACUCAUCGAGAUACUUAGCUACGCCAUGGUUAUUACAAAAAACCAUAUAUACACUUCAGGUGCAUCUGGAACUAACGCGGCUGUUAUCAGAGGUGCAUUGCGAGCAGAGAGACCAGAGCUUCUUACAGUGAUUUUACCUCAAAGUUUGAAAAAACAACCUCCUGAGAGCCAAGAACUCUUGUCUAAAGUACAAAACGUUGUAGAAAAGCCACAUAAAGAUCACUUGCCAUUACUAGAAGCCAGCAGGCUGUGUAAUAUGGACAUCAUAUCACAAGUACAACAAGUAAUAUGCUUCGCGUUUCAUGACAGUAAGCUUCUCAUGGAGACAUGUCAAGAAGCUAAAAAUCUCCGCAAGAUCGUCACUCUCUUCUACCUCGAUUGA
Eruca vesicaria subsp. sativa (arugula) is the source of this 891-nucleotide messenger RNA. Lineage: Eukaryota; Viridiplantae; Streptophyta; Magnoliopsida; Brassicales; Brassicaceae. The record is from the annotation of a GenBank genome assembly.